AGCAGUCUCUCUACCUUUGUGUAGAGGGUUAGUUCUUGGAAAAUCAUGAAGCUACAAUGUGGGAAACUGGUGACCAAUAUCUGUGCUCAGAAUCGAUAUUUAUGCCAUUUUCAUAUUCUCAGAAGAUUCUCUCUUUGGUCUAUGAAAAAAGAUCCAGAUCUUGAAGCAGCCUUAAGUAGAAACCGUCGGUGGAUUGUGAAUAACCAAAUUAAAAACAUAAUCAUGAGGUGCCCUGAUCAAGUGGCAUCGGUUAAUUUCCUUCAGAAGAAGUUCAAGUCUCUUGAUCUUCAAGGGAAAGCCCUCAAUUGGCUUAAGAAAUACCCGUGUUGCUUUGAAACAUACCUUGAAAAAGAUGAAUACUACUGCCGAUUAACUAAAAGGAUGCUUUUUCUGGUAGAAGAAGAGGAAACUGUAAAGAAUAUGCAGGAAAUGAAAAUUGUUGAGAGAUUAGCGAAGUUAUUAAUGAUGGUUUCCAAUCAUAGACUCAAUGUCUCAAAACUCCAUGAAGUUAAAAGAAGUUUGGGAUUACCGGAUGAUUAUUUGAUACGAAUCAUUCCUAAGCAUCUUGAUGUGUUCAGAGUAGUCAAUUAUGGUGGAAGAAAAAACACCAUGGAAAUCGAACUCACCAAGUGGGAUCCAGAACUAGCGGUUUCCACCAUUGAAAGAAUAGCUCAAAAACAGGGUUGUAACCCAUCAUUCCCGUGUUCUUUACCCUCUACUUGGGUAAAAUCAUGGGAGAAAUUUCGUGAAUUCGAUUCGGUUCCAUACAUGUCACCUUAUGUGGAUGUGGGACACUUAGUAGAAGGGUCUCGGGAAUUAGAAAAAAGAACGAUUGGGCUAUUGCAUGAAUUUCUUUCACUUACACUAUGGAAGAAAGCAUCAAUAAUGAAGCUAGGUCAUUUCAGGAGGGAGUUUCGUUUACCCGAGAAAUUGAAUGUUUUGCUCCUAAAGCAUCCGGGAAUAUUUUAUGUUACAAAUAAGUAUCAAAUUUAUACUGUUCUUCUUAAAGAAGGAUAUAGAGGGUCAGAAUUGGUUGACAAAGAUCCACUUGUCAUUGUAAAGGAUAAAUUUGGGGAACUGAUGCAAGAGGGACUUCAUGAGUAUAAUAGAAGACAUCAUACAUUGAAUAUAGAAAAGAGGAGAAAGAAGGGGAUGAUAGCAAUGAAAGAAGGGAAAAAAGAGCCGAUCCCUGAGCUCUCGGAUGAAGAUGGUCAAGGAGAUGAUCUGGGUGGCAUACUUGAUCCUGAAGAAAGAAAACGCUUUUAUAAGGUUCUCUUUGAUGAUAAGGCCCCUUGAUUUCUGUAGAGUAUGUUGUCUGAUCUUAUUCAUGUAAUUCUUAUAUUUUAACUAAUCCAUGUCACUGCUUAUUCACUUAAUUUGAAGAUUGUUAUAUAUAUACGUACAUUAAUUUAAUUAAGACACAGGAAUAAAAGCAUCAUCUGGAUACGAAAUUGUUUGUUUCCAGGUUUUCA
Messenger RNA from Erigeron canadensis, 1472 nucleotides. RefSeq names its product protein WHAT'S THIS FACTOR 1 homolog, chloroplastic. NCBI's taxonomy places the organism in Eukaryota, Viridiplantae, Streptophyta, Magnoliopsida, Asterales, Asteraceae. Bases 46 to 1296 code for a protein of 416 amino acids. Gene Ontology annotation, molecular function: RNA binding. The record is from RefSeq and is a predicted model, not a curated record. The transcript has 2 exons.